UUAUGUGAAGGAUGAGGACAAUCUGAUCCCAUGGAUGGCCGCCAACAGUGCGAUCGCUCGGCUCAACGAUAAGCUCAGCUCUUCUAACGGAGGCUUAACUGUAAAAGAAUUCAAGAAACAGAUGACCGAUAUACAAAGAUUACUUCGGAAUUACAUAAUAUCGUUGGCGUGCAGUAGUGGUAAUCAGGACUGCCUUCAAGAGGCCAACAAUCAAUUCAAACAAUUCCUGACAACCGGACAACCGAUUGGAGCCGACAUUAGGGCCAACGCCUAUAAGUACGGCAUUCAAGUGAACACAAACGACAACGAGUGGAACCAAGUGUUAGAUUUAUGGCUAACAGAAGUGUCUUCGGCAGAGAAGUCCAAACUGUUGACAGCGUUGACGAGUGUCGACGACUCUCAGCUGCUCUCCAAACUGAUCGCCAAAUCAGAAGAUGCGGUGAUUGUCAACGACCAGGACUUCUUCACUUUCCAGCAAAGUAUCGCCGCAAACAGUCUGACGGGUCGGCAAUUGGUCUGGAAUUAUAUGCGCCAAAACUGGCACAAACUCGUCGACCGGUUUAAAAUCAACGACCGACGGCUCGGCUCUUACAUCACUUCAGUGACCAAUAAUUUUAAUACCGAAACACAACUCAAUGAGUUGAAGGCAUUCUUCGCGGAGAACCCGGAGUCGGGCGCCACAGAAAAUGCCCGAAAACAGGCCUUAGAGAGGGUCCAGAAUAAUAUCAAAUGGUCGACCACUCACGAGGAAAGUGUGAUUCAGUGGCUCAACACUAAUAGCCCGUCGGUGAAUCCGUGGCUCAACUGGCGUUUGGAUCCACAAGUGGUGCCUCAGGCCUACAAAGUUCACUGGACUAUAGAUCUCAGCGCCGAUACAUUCAGCGGAACCGUUAGGAUUGAAGUGAACGUCAAGAAACCGAUCAAACAGUUUGUUCUUCACUCAAAAGGUCUCACAAUCACAGAAUCAAAGGCCUAUUUGGGAGACAUUAAUAGUGCCGAUGAAAAGCCAUUGAACGAAAAGAGUGAACCAAUUGUUUACGCGGACAACGAUUUCUAUGUCAUACCGACUGACACCACAAUACGGGCCGACAUUUAUCACUUGUACCUCGAAUUCAACGGCAAACUCAGCACCGGUUUGAACGGUCUCUACAAGAGUGUGUACACCGACAGCACCGGAACGUCAAAGAGUUUGGCCACCACUCAGUUCCAGUCGACGUACGCCCGACAGGCGCUGCCCUGUUUCGAUGAGCCGCAGUUUAAGGCCACGUUUGACAUCACGAUCACUCAUUCGGCCCAAUAUAACGUCAUCUCCAAUAUGCCGGUCCGCGAGAGCGUCAUCGCCGACGGCGGCCUCAAAGUCACCAAAUUUGAUCCGUCGGUCAAAAUGGUCACAUAUCUGGUGGCACUCGUUGUUAGCGACUUUGAAUGCUUCGUGAGUCCCAGUGAUAAGCGGGUGCGAGUGUGCGGAGCGCCCGGCAAUAAGCCUAAACUGGACUAUGCUUUGGACAAAACGCCAGCGAUAUUGAAGUUUUAUGAGAGCGAGUACUUCCAGAUUCCCUAUCCAUUGCCCAAAUUGGAUAACAUAGCGGUCCCGGACUUUAGCGCCGGUGCGAUGGAGAACUGGGGUUUAGUCACCUAUCGGGAGGUCUAUCUGUUUUACGACGAGACAGAGUCGACCACCAAAAGUCAAAUGCAAGUUUGUAUGAUUAUUGCGCACGAAUUGGCACAUAUGUGGUUUGGAAAUCUGGUGACAACCAAAUGGUGGGAUGAUUUGUGGUUAAACGAAGGCUUCGCUACUUAUAUGUCAUAUAAAGCCGUAGGAAAAGUGGAAACCGAGUGGAAAUAUGACGAGAUAUUCGCUUUGGAUGAGUUGAGCCGUGUGUUUGAGGCCGACUCCACACCCAAUACACAUCCAAUCGUGGGUUCCGUACAGAAUGCCGACGAUAUCUCAUCGGUCUUCGAUGCCAUCACUUAUGGAAAGGGAGCGGCCAUUCUUCGGAUGUUGGAAACGGCUUUAGGCGACGAUUUCCGGAUUGGGAUCAAGAAUUAUCUCAUUAAACAUUCGUAUGAAAACACACUGACGGAAGACCUCUGGACACAACUCACUCAAGACAGUCAACAAAGACUAAAUGUGUCGGAAAUAAUGGAAACUUGGGUCACAAGAAAGGGGUUCCCAGUGGUGACAGUUACCCGAAGCGACACAAAUCCCAAUCAGAUUACGCUUAAACAGGAAUUGUUUCUCAAAGAUUAUACCAAAUCAAACACAAGCUAUGUGUGGAAAAUCCCGAUCACAUACUCAGCCCCGGGAGCGGCCAAUAGCUUUGUAUACACCGAAUGGCUGGACGACAGCGAGCAGACAAUCGACUUGAAGACAACCUCUGAUUUAAUAAACAUAAAUGUGGGCCAAACGGGUCUCUAUAUUGUCAACUAUGCCGUCAACGACUGGAAAGAGUGGACCAAAGAGUUGCUGAACGAGAAAAGUCGGCAGCGAUUAUCACCAUUGGAUCGCUCGGAACUGAUAAACGAUGCCUUCUAUUUGGCCAGAAGUGGACGACUUGACUACGAUAUAGCCCUGGAUUUGUCGAAAUAUCUGAAGGCCGAGGACUCGCUGAUCCCGUGGACCACCGCUCAGACAAUGUUGGGAUUCCUGAAGAAUCUGAUCAAUUCGGACGCAGAGAUCGCUCUGAAUCACUACAUAAGUGGACUAAUCGGAGAUCAAUACACGAAACUGGGUUGGAAUGAAGUGACCACAGAGUCCGGUCAAAUCAAACGCUUGCGGACAGUGGUGUUAGACAUGGCGUGCGGUUAUCAGAUGCCAGAGUGCGUACAGACAGCGGUUCAGAAGUUUAAUGAGUGGAAAACCAGUCCAACCAUUGCUCCCAAUCUGUUGUCUCUGGUAUUGAAGUACGGCAUCCGAUACGGCGGCGACACUGAAUUCAAGCACUUGAUGGACGAAUACCAAAAGCCCGGUCUAUCGGCGCAGAAAAAACUGCUUUAUUUACAGGGAUUGACGUCCACUGGGAAUAAGGAUCAAAUCGCAGCACUUUUAGCCAAAGCGGAAGACGAGAGCUUUUUAAGGAAACACGACUUUUUCCAAUUCUUGACUAAUCUGGCGGUCAAUAGUCUGGUCGGAAGGGAUAUGGUUUGGGAUUACUAUAGGAAUAAUUAUAACAAAAUUGUUGAUAGAUUUACAAUCAAUAACUCUGGACUCGGAAGGAUUGUAUACACUUUAAGCACUUUAUUUACGAGUGAUGUUCAAAAGGCACAGGUAUUAGACUUUUUCAAGCAAUACCCGAACGCCGGCGCCGGCAAACUGGACAGAGAGAAAGCCGUUGAAGUGUUGGACACAAACAUUAAUUGGAUUAAGAAUAACAAGAAUAAAGUGAUCGAAUGGAUCACAACUCAAUGCCCAUCGAUUACCUGCCCGUGGAUUACGUACCGUCUCGACCGACAAGUGAUACCUCUUCAGUAUUAUCUGACAUUACAAGUGAAUACAGUUUCAAAUGAGUUCAGCGGAAACGUCGAGAUUGAAGUGAAGACCGAGAAAGACGUCGAAUACUUUAUCGUUCAUUCGGCAGACAUUCUGACCAUUAAGAAGACCCGAGUUUUGCUGAAGGGCUCGGAGACAGAUCUGGCCAUUAAGCAAACCUUUCACUACUCGCCCCUUCAAUUCUUUGUCAUCCGAAUGGAUACUAAGACAACGGCCAACACGUAUCGACUAAUCUUUGAGUACGAGUCAAACCUACUGCUCGGCGGUCUCUCCGGUCUCUAUAAGAGCAGCUAUGAAUUGGACGGCAAGACCAUAGGUUUGGCCGCCUCUCAGUUCCAGUCGACUUCUGCUCGAAAAGCGUUUCCCUCUUUCGAUGAGCCGUCGUUUAGGUCUGAGUUUGAUUUGACAGUAAUCCACGACUCGGGCAACACUCUGACCAUCACUAAUAUGCCAAUCACUGGCCAACAAGUGGACGUACCCACCAAAGGCUGGACUACCACCAAAUAUCAGCGCUCAAAACCGAUGGUCACUUAUUUAGUGGCCAUUAUGGUCAGCGAUUUUGUGUGCCGUACGGACAACAGCCACGACUUGGGUUACGUGAUACGGGUGUGCGCCUCACCCGCCAAACAACACAAACUACAGUACGCUCUGGACGUGACGCCCAAAGUGUUUGACGAGUUUGAAAAGUACCUGGACUUCAAAUACCAACUGCCAAAGUCUGAUUUGGUGGCCAUUCCCGACUUCAGCGCCGGUGCGAUGGAGAACUGGGGUCUCGUCAAGUUCAGAGAGACCGCUCUCCUCUGGACCGCCGACGAGGACAACAGCGCGUCCAAAAUGAGCGUCGCGUCAAUCAUAGCCCACGAGUUGGCGCAUAUGUGGUUUGGAAAUAUGCUAACGUGUGAAUUCUGGGGCGAUUUAUGGCUUAAUGAGGGUUUUGCUUCGUAUAUGGAAUAUCCGGCCACUGCUAUGGUUGAGAAAACAUGGGAUUACGUGAGUAUUGUAUUGAAUCUAUACUUUUACAUAUGGGAUUUGUUUGUAUUUUACGAUCUGUCGAGCGCUGUGUCCGCCGAUUCAUCGCCGACUUCGCAGCCCAUUGUCCGCAUCCUUAAUAAGCCGUCGGAUAUGUCUUAUUCGAGUGCCAUUGUAUACAACAAGGGAUCGACAGUCAUCCGAAUGAUGGAGAGAGCGAUGGGUCCCCAGAAGUUUCAGACAGGAAUACAAAAAUACCUUAAAGCAAAUCAAUACACAACUGUUAUAACUCAAAAACUGUGGGAUUUGCUGCAAGAAGAGUUUCCUACCGAUUUAGGGACAACUAUAAAGGAUUUGAUGCACAACUGGGUAACAGAGGCUGGCUUUCCAUACAUUAACAUAACGAGAGACGAAACCGACGCAAACAAAAUCACUAUAAUUCAGGAGAGGUUUCUCGCAAACGGACAAAAACCCGAUAAAGACACUGUUUGGUCAAUACCUCUAUCAUACUAUCACGACGAGGGUUACGACCAAAAUACGCUAACAAUAGUGAAAACAAAGACCCAGACAAUUGAUUUGGUCAACAUUGACCCCAAACUGAACGGUUUGAUUAAGUUUAACACCGAUUACAGCGGUAUGUAUUUUGUGAACUAUCCGCUCGACGAUUGGGACAAAUGGAGUAAAGCGUUGGUCAACAACGAGAACGACAUUGUGAACAAACUAUCGGGCCGAGUUCAUCAUGGACGCUUUCUNGGUAUGUAUUUUGUGAACUAUCCGCUCGACGAUUGGGACAAAUGGAGUAAAGCGUUGGUCAACAACGAGAACGACAUUGUGAACAAACUAUCGGUGAGCGAUAGGGCCGAGUUCAUCAUGGACGCUUUCUACCUGGCCAAAGCCAAUAAAUUGCCCCUGGUCAAAGCGCUAGACAUAUCGAAAUACCUGGUGCACGAGCCGCACUUCACACCAUGGUCAAUGUACCGCAGUAUGUUUGACCAGGACACCAGAGACAGGCUGGCAAUGAGCCAAUACAGGGACAGUUUGAACCGGUUUUUGAGUUUUCUGACCGAAAAGCAGUACAAGAGGUUGGGCUGGAAUGACGGCUCCGGAGACGACACGACNGGACACCAGAGACAGGCUGGCAAUGAGCCAAUACAGGGACAGUUUGAACCGUACAAGAGGUUGGGCUGGAAUGACGGCUCCGGAGACGACACGACCAAACGCUUGAGGGCUGUGAUCGUAGAAAUGAGUUGCGACAGCGGUUACCGUCAGUGUCUCGAAGAGGCGUAUAAGGAGUUCACGCAAUGGAAGUCAGGCGCCGCCAAAUUGUCGCCCAAUUUGGGCGGUUUUGUCCUCUCAUUCGGCUUAAGACAGAGCACUGAUCCCAACGACUUCGAAGAGGUGUGGAAAAAGUACAAAGACGCCAAUAAAAAUGAUAAUUUCAAACUUCGUUAUUUGACCGCAUUGUCAAAGUCUAAGAACUCGGAACAGUUGAAAGACAUUUUGGUGAAAGCAUUGGACGAUAAAGUGGUUUCUGUGUCUCAUUUCCAGACAUUGCUAUCAGAAAUGGCCAAAACUCCGGAGGGUUUACCAAUUGCUUGGGAUUUCUUCCAAAACAACUAUCAAAUGCUUACACGAAAACUGAGUGCAAAUGAUUUGAAUAAUGUUUUCAAUAAUAUUAUCAAAUACUUUGGAGAUGUAGUCAAACGAAGUGAAGUCGACACAUUUCUCAGACGCUAUCCAAACGUCGGCCUUUCAAACACGAACCGCGAGAAUGGCUUAAAUCGGAUCCAACAGAAUAUGGACUGGAUUUUCGAAAGGGGCGACGACUACGGCAAAUGGUUGACCGCUAAUGGGUGCGGUAUAAACAAAGAGUGCCCGUGGAGUAUAUACCGACUCGACUUCACCGUAAAGCCAAUCAAAUACAAGCCCACUAUUCGAGUGAAUGUCACCACAAAUGUGUACAACGGAAACGUCGACAUUGAGGUGCAGACCACAAACCCCACCGAAUACUUCAUAGUCCACGCGUCGUCUAUACUCAAUGUUAUCAAAAGUCAAGUGUUUGUCAAAUCCGAUAACAAAGAGAUACCUGUAGUCAACGCUUUCCAUCACAAACCGCACGACUUUUGGGUCAUUCAAUUGGCACAAGAAGUGGCCGCCGGAACCUAUCGACUGGUCUACGAGUUUGAGGGCAAUCUACUGUUGGGCGGACUAUCGGGUCUCUACCGAAGCAAUUACGUGAACAGUGAGGGCAAAACAGUGGGUUUAGCGUCCACUCAGUUUGAGUUCACUGACGCCCGCAAAGCGUUCCCCUGUUUUGACGAACCGUCGUUUAAGUCCAUAUUUGAGGUGACAUUAAUACACGACGAGCACAUGUCCACAACCCUAUCCAAUAUGCCAGUGGCGAAGUCGACCACCGAUCCGGAAACCCGAUGGGUAACGACCCAAUACAAGGAGACACCGGUUCCGAUGGUCACGUAUUUGGUGGCAAUGGUUGUCAGCGAUUUUGUGUGCCAUCAGUCAAAGAUUGACAGCUGGGAUGUGGGCGUCUGCGCCUCUGCCGUACAAAGCGAUAAACUGGAGUUCGCGGCCGAAUCCACGCGAAGUGUUCUCCACUAUUUGGCCAAAGACUAUACGGCAAUGGAUUACCCGCUGCCAAAAGUUGAUAUGAUAGGUAUACCGGACUUCGCGUACGGAGCGAUGGAGAACUGGGGUUUAGUUACGUUCAAAGAGUCACGACUCGUAUGGCAGGACCAGGAAAACACGUCCGCCAACAAGAUGUCAGUGUUGGCCAUCAUUGCUCACGAGUUGGCACACUUUUGGUUCGGCAAUGUAGUGACCUGUCACUGGUGGUCAGACUUUUGGCUCAACGAGGGUUUCGCCACCUUUUUUGAACACAAGGCCGUCGCCAACAGUCAACCCGAUUGGCAAUAUGCGGACCUUUUUAUGACAACCGAUUAUAUGACUGCUUUAAACGCCGAUUCAGUGGAGACGUCGCACCCAUUGGUGCGAAAAACUGUGGAAUCGCCUCAAGACGUUCAACGAUACUCGAGCUCUAUUGUCUACUCGAAGGAUCUGUUGACUGCGCUGAAGGACUCGUAUCAAUAUAAUGACCCUGAUGAUCCAAAUAUUUACGACCUAAUGAAUGCAUGGACUGAAGAAUCGGGUUAUCCAUACAUUACUGUAACCAAAUCAGAUACGCCUAAUAAAUACACUAUAGUCCAAAACAGAUAUUUGUCAAAUGGUAAAUUAGAUGAGAAAAAGACCAAAUGGAUAAUUCCUCUCUCAUAUUACGAGAGAUUUGACACAAAGAAAACAACACUUGUAUUUGUAAAAGAGGACACCAAAGAUAUAACCAUUACUUUGGACGCCAGCGCUGAGGGACUCAUCAAAUUCAAUACCGACGGCAGAGGAAUGUAUUUAAUUAAUUAUCCCGAAGAAGAGUGGGACAAAUGGACUGACGCUCUGAUUACCAACAAAGCUAGUGUAGUGACAGCGUUAACGCCCAGCGAUAGGGCAAACCUCUUCAUCGACGCCCACUUCUUGGCCAAAGCAAACAUCGGGUCAGUCAUACGUCCCCUACAGUUGGCCCAGUAUUUGGCCAAAGAGAAACACUACGUCCCGUGGACUGUGGCCAUCGAGUCCUUCAAACAGAUCCAGAAAUAUAUGUUAACGACUGAACGCAGAGAUGAGUUGCAAAAGUUUUUCAGAGACUUAGGCACAGACUUGUAUAACGAACUCGGAUGGGAUGACACGGGAACCGAUACACACAAGAGGUUAAGGUCAACGAUCAUUGAGCUUAUGUGCAGUCAAUACCACGAGCCGUGUCUGAAGAAAGCUCUCGAAGAAUUUGAAAAAUUUAAAUCGGUAACAAAAUGGAGACCAAAUCUAUUGGCACCGACGUUGAGGUACGCCAUGAGACAGAGCGCAGACCGAUCCGAUUGGGACUACUUGUGGACCAAAUACGUGGACGAGAAGACAGCGAUUGUUAAGAACACCCAUUUGAAUGCAUUGUCGUAUACCAGAGAUCCUAUUCUUAUCAAAACACUAUUGGAUCGAUCACUCGAUUCAAAAUUAGUUACCAAUACUGAAGUAACGGCUAUUAUCAACAAUUUGGGCGCCAAUUGGGAUGCGUUGCAGAUAUUGUGGGAUUAUUUUAAAGAUAAUCACAAACGAUAUCAGGAAAGACUAUCGACAAUACAAUUGGGAAGUAUUUUCAACAGUAUUUGCAGUUAUUUUACAACUGCUGACCGAAGACGAGAGGUCGAGAACUUCUUAGCCGAAGACCAGACUCUCGGUAUCGCUAAUUACGACAAAAAUCGGGCCAUCGAUACGAUUAACGCUAACAUUCAGUGGUUGACUAGAAAUAAGGAUCGAGUGAUCAACUUCUUGGAGUGCCGCUCCGCGUCGUGUCCGUGGACUUCGUACAGACUCGACGAGAAGAUUACACCUAAUAAUUAUGCGCUUGAAUUCAACAUUGAUGUCGAAGAGAGUACAUUCACGGGUACUGCCAAUAUUGACGUGACUGCCGGCCAUCCGACCCAAUACUUCAUCGUUCACGCGGCCGACACUCUCGACAUCACAUCCUCUGUUGUCAAGAAGAAGGGAACAGCCGUUGCGUUGGAACAGUCGGGUGCGCCCACACGCAACGCCCGGUACGAGCUGUUUGUAAUCAAGAUGAAAGACAUUCAACCGGCAGACGAGUAUAUACUGGAGUUUGUAUUCAAGUCCAAACUCAACGAGAAUAUGGACGGACUCUAUAAGAGUACAUACUAUAAAGAUGGUAAACCUGUGGGACUGGCGGCCACUCAAUUCCAGGCCACGUCGGCCCGUAAGGCGUUCCCCUGUUUUGAUGAGCCUUCGUUUAGAUCUACUUUCGAGAUGACUAUUACCUCAAAACAGGACAAAACUCUCACCAUUUCCAACAAUGAGAUGGAGGGCACGCCUGUCAUCAAUGCUGACGGAACUCAAACCAUAAAGUAUAAGAAGACGCCACCAAUGGUGACCUACUUGUUGGCGAUGGUUGUGAGCGACUUUGUGUGCCAACCCGCAGCUCCCGGUGUUGUUGACUAUACUGUUAGGGUCUGCGCGUCGAGUGUUGAGCAGCAAAAGGUGGGCUAUUCGUUGGCAGUGACACCGCAAGUGAUGAACUAUUACGAUGGAUAUUUUGGCCACAAAUACAGCCAACAUAUGCCAAAAGCAGAUUACAUAGCGAUACCAGACUUUAGCGCCGGUGCAAUGGAGAACUGGGGUUUGAUUACAUUCAGAGAGACCGGUCUGUUAUGGCACGAGAAGGAGUCCACUUCGGCCAAUAAGAUGGCCGUUAUUGCCGUCAUCGCACACGAGACAGUGCACAUGUGGUUCGGCAACUUAUUCACGUGCAAGUGGUGGUCAGACCUAUGGCUUAACGAGGCUUUUGCCUCGUAUUUGGAGUACACGGCUGUUAAUCAUGUGGAGCCCACCUGGAACUAUUUUGACUUAUUCUUGAUGACCGAUACGUUGCCUGCACUGACGGCAGACUCGUCGGCCACUUCUCAUCCAAUCGUAAGGCCCGUUACGCAACCAGAAGAGAGAUCCUAUACCAGUGCUAUCGUCUACAACAAGGGAUCAUCAAUUCUCCGAAUGCUUGAGUCUGUGAUGGGAAGCACUGAAUUCCAGUCCGCACUUAAAGCCUAUGUAUCUGCAAAUGUGUUGAAAACUGUUGAAACUAAGGAUCUCUUCGAUAAACUUAAUGAGAUAUUCUCUCAGAAAGAUAAGGUGACAAUCCAUGAUUUAAUGGACACUUGGGUCACAAAAGCGGGAUUUCCAUACGUGAACAUCACUAGAGACCCGACGACUCCCAACAAAAUUACUGUAAUUCAAGAAAGAUUUUUAGCGAAUGGACAGACACUUGAUUCCGACACUAUUUGGACGAUUCCUUUGACAUAUUAUAAAUCAUUGGCACCAAAGGCAACGACCACUGAAUUCAUCAAAACAAAAACGGCGACAAUCGAUACAACAGUCGACACCACCGCUAAUGGACUCUUGAAGAUCAACACAAAUAGCGACGGCUUUUAUUUUGUGAAUUAUCCGGAAGAGGAUUGGAGUAAAUGGACGCGAGCUCUGGUCAACAACGAUAACGAUAUAUUAACUCAACUAACAGUCAGUGACCGCACAAAUUUUAUCACCGACUCCUUCUACCUCUCCAGAGCUGGUCUCCUGUCAUACGUAACGCCAUUAGAGUUGGCUAAGUAUCUGAAGCGUGAGACACACCUGACUCCGUGGUCAGUGGCCAUCAGUUUGUUCGCUCCCAUCAGGAGAUCCCUGUCGUCGACGGAACACAAGGAAGGCUUUGAUCAGUAUUUGAAUGAAUUGGCGAAAGAGAGAUACGAGGCGUUGAAAUGGGAUGAGACGACCGGCGAAACAGAUGUAGUGAAACGUUUGCGUUCUAAUAUUGUGGACUUUGUCUGCGCUAACAAUUAUAAGCCAUGUCUCACAGAUGUCCAGCAAAAGUAUUAUGAAUGGCGGGCUAACCCUACAGUGAAUUACAAACCAAAUAUAAUGUCAACUGUCCUGAAGUACGCCAUCAAACAGAUUGGUUUGACCACCGAUUGGGACAAUCUAUGGGAUGUGUAUUUGAAAGAGACCUCAACUGUACUCAAACUUACAUAUCUUAACGCCCUUUCGUUUACUUCAAACACAGAUCUCAUUAAUAAAUUACUAGACCUUUCAUUAGACGUAACAAAAGUGCGAAAACAGGAUUAUUUGUCUGUUUUGAAUUAUAUUAUCUCAAAUCCGGACGGUUUACAAGUGAUUUGGGAUUACUAUCGAAAUAAUUACGAGAAGCUGUUAAAUGGGGGCCAUUUAUCUGUGGGUCAAUUGGGAACUGUUGUCAAUAAUAUCUGUAAUUAUUUCAAUGACGAGACGAGAAAGAAAGAGGUGAAAGACUUUUUCGCUUUACAUCCG
Molecule: messenger RNA, 11401 nt
Organism: Medioppia subpectinata
Lineage: Eukaryota; Metazoa; Arthropoda; Arachnida; Sarcoptiformes; Oppiidae
Source: the annotation of a GenBank genome assembly